This is a messenger RNA of Ziziphus jujuba (common jujube), 945 nucleotides long. Its product is annotated as 23 kDa jasmonate-induced protein. The transcript has 2 exons. The record is from RefSeq and is a predicted model, not a curated record. The coding region runs from base 116 to 751 and encodes 211 amino acids. NCBI's taxonomy places the organism in Eukaryota, Viridiplantae, Streptophyta, Magnoliopsida, Rosales, Rhamnaceae.
UGCAAAAUCAUCCACCACCUAAUAAAACUUUCUUGCUAGCCUAGCUUUCUUUCUUGCUACUUUUCAGAUCAGUUAAUUUGCUUUGCACUUGAAAAAAAAAAAAAAAAAGAAAAAAAUGGCAGGCAAUGUGUUUGGAAAUCCCAUUACUGAUGACGAUGUAAAAAUACUGUAUCCAGAAGUCACCGACAUAACACCCAAACUCAGAGCUGAUGUGGCUUUCCGUAACAUCAGCACCAACGGAAGGGAUCAAAAUGCGAAAAACUUUGUGAAAAACCUCAAGCAAAGGUAUGGCAAUGGAAUCUCUGCACUUUGCAUGAUUUUCAAUGCCACCGGAGGUACCUUAACUUACUCCGGCAACAAGGACUGGCACGGCCAUGUCUAUGAGUCUCCAUACCCCGCCAAGAUUCAAAAUGGGCAGUGGGGUGCUUUUCUCCAUGUCCACCCUUCUUGGUUUGCUGGUUCAGAAGCCGCCGUUAUCUACCGCGGCUACAACAACGAUGGUACUCUAUGUGACUGGAUGCUCUCUUGGGGCAUUCCUUACAUUGGUGAUAAUCAUGCGUAUACUGAAAUCCGUGAAGGUCGCCAUUAUGAGACUGAUCACUGGAACUAUAUCAAAGGAUUGUUGGAAAGCCAAUCCACCAAACAUGAAGACAUUUGGAAUGGAUGCUAUUCAAUUGUGACAAUUGGGGAAGGCACUUCUCCUGAAUACGUUGGAAUAAUGUCCUUGGAAGGUGUCACUACUAAAAAAUAAAAUGUACAAUAUUAUUCUAACUCGCAUGCAUGUAAUGCGAAGAAUAAAUAAUGUCUUUUAUGUAAUAAGGACAAAUUCCUUGCUUCCAUACCCAUAUAUGGGACUAGCUUACUUGUCCAUGUGUUGUUUUUAUCUCUUUUUAAUGUACUUUGGUGAUUGCUAAAUAAAGCUUCAUAAAGCAAAUUACUAAGUUA